AUGGCAAGCAAUAAUGAAAAGGCAGCAGCAACAGGGCGACAAAGGAGGGCUAUCGGGACUGCUACAAAGCUGGACCCUAUUCCUCAAGGAUCCACGCUGCGCAAGCGACCGCUCAUCCGGCGGCCCCUGCCAGCGUCCUCCAAGGACCGCAUCAUCUACGUGUCGUCGAGCACGCCCUUCAUGGCGGCCGUGAAGCGCGCGCGCAAGCAGCUAGACCGGUCGCUCAAGUCGGGCGGGAGCUCGCAAGCCGCGCGCAAGAACGCGUCGCUGCACGCGCGCAUCGAGAGCCUGAAGCGCGACGUCGAGCGGGACAGCAGCCGCAGCCGCAGCAGCGACAAUGAGGCGUACGGCGCGUCCGUCACGCUCCUGGGCACCGGCAAGGCGGUCGAGAAGACGCUCGCCUUGGCGGGCUGGUUUGAGCAGCAGCCUGAUUGCCGCGUGGCGGUCAGGACUCGAACCGUGUCGACGGUGGAUGAUGUGGUGACGGGGGCAGAGCAGGGCGGCGCCGCGGCGGCGGAGCAGGAAGAGGAGGAUGAGAGCAGGCUCCGUCGGCUGAGUUGCCUAGAGGUUGUCGUGAGCUUGAAGUGA
Beauveria bassiana ARSEF 2860 is the source of this 588-nucleotide messenger RNA. RefSeq lists its product as uncharacterized. Gene Ontology annotation, molecular function: RNA binding. Gene Ontology annotation, biological process: tRNA 5'-leader removal; rRNA processing; nuclear-transcribed mRNA catabolic process, RNase MRP-dependent. The transcript has 2 exons. NCBI's taxonomy places the organism in Eukaryota, Fungi, Ascomycota, Sordariomycetes, Hypocreales, Cordycipitaceae. The record is from RefSeq and is a predicted model, not a curated record. The coding region runs from base 1 to 588 and encodes 195 amino acids. Gene Ontology annotation, cellular component: ribonuclease MRP complex; nucleolar ribonuclease P complex.